AUCACAAUGUCCUCCCCCUCAUCUAAAUCCCGCAAACCCACCGCCCUCAUCAUCGGCGCCGGCGUCGGUGGCGUCUCCACCGCCGCCCGCCUCGCGCACUCGGGCUUCGACGUAACCGUCCUCGAAAAAAACAAUUUUACAGGCGGGAGAUGUUCUCUCCUCCAUCAUUCCGGUUACCGCUUCGAUCAAGGACCCUCAUUAUUGCUCCUCCCCAAUCUCUUUCAUCGCACUUUUGCCGAGCUGGGAACGAGUCUCGAAGCCGAAGGAGUCGAACUAUUGAAAUGCGAACCGAAUUAUCUCGUGCAUUUCUCCGAUGGAGAGAGAUUCACCCUUUCCUCGGAUUUGAGUGUUAUGAAGCAGGAAAUUGAGAAGUGGGAAGGUGGAGAGGUGGGGUUUAGGCGGUAUUUGGAGUAUUUGAAUGAGGGGCAUCGGCAUUAUGAGUUAUCGGUGCGAGAGGUGUUGUUGAGGAAUUUUUAUGGGGUGGGGUCGAUGUUUCGAGUGGAGUUUUUGAGACAUUUGUUGGAGUUGCAUCCGUUUGAGAGUAUUUGGACGAGAGCUGGGAAGUAUUUUUGGAGUGAGAGGUUGAGGAGGGUUUUUACUUUUGGGAGUAUGUAUAUGGGUAUGAGUCCGUUUGAUGCGCCGGGCACGUAUUCGUUGUUGCAGUAUACGGAGUUGGCGGAGGGGAUUUGGUAUCCGAGAGGAGGAUUUCAUCGGGUUGUGGAGGCGCUUGUGGGAAUUGGGGAGAGGUUGGGGGUGGAGUAUCGUUUGGGCACGGGAGUGAAGAAGAUUUUGCUCAGUCCGGACGGAGGGCAGGCAAAGGGAGUGGAAUUGGAAGAUGGGACGAUAUUGGAAGCUGAUGUGAUUGUCAACAACUCGGAUCUGGUCUAUGCAUAUGGAAAUCUUCUGCCCGAGAGUUCUUAUGCCGAAAGCUUGAAGAGUCGACCUGGAAGCUGUUCAAGCAUUUCUUUCUAUUGGGCGCUGGAUACAAAAGUGCCCGAGUUGGAAGCACAUAACAUCUUUUUGGCGGACCAAUACAAGGAGUCGUUUGACAGUAUCUUCAAAAAGCAUCUCAUCCCGGACGAACCGAGCUUUUACGUCAACGUCCCCAGUCGAGUAGACAGCACUGCAGCGCCAGAAGGCAAAGAUAGCGUCGUCGUUCUCGUCCCGGUGGGCCAUCUCCUCGAAGAAGACCAACACGCCUCAUCCUCUGAAACGCUUGCCAACGGAAACGGACACAUCUCCUCCGCCUCCCCUCCCGACUCCUGUGGCAUCACACCAACAGAAAAGCAAAACUGGCCGGCAAUGGUCGCACUCGCUCGCAAAACCAUCACAUCCACCAUCGCCGCGCGCACCGGUGUCAAUCUCGAACAGCAUAUCAUCCACGAAAUCACCAACGACCCUGCUUCCUGGAAACAAACCUUCAACCUCGACCGUGGCGCCAUCUUGGGUCUCUCCCAUUCCUUCUUUAACGUCCUCUGCUUCCGCCCCACCACCCGAGCUCGCAGACGUGGGCCUCUAGACCACUAUCUCGUGCCAUUGGGUUUAGUAGGCAGAGUCCUCGAAGUUCUCGUCGACGCCAUCCGAGGUUCCGAAGGGAAGAGUGUCAAAGGGCUAUACAUGGUGGGAGCGAGUGCACAUCCGGGAACAGGUGUCCCGAUAUGUUUGGCAGGUGGUGCGUUGGUUGCAGAGCAGAUUUGUGGGGAUUAUGGGGUGGAAGUGAGUUGGAAGAAGAAUCAGCAGGAGAAGAAGAAGGCAGAAGAAGAGCAAGUCAGGGGAAAAUUGGAUCGUUUAGAGAGGCCGAUGUGGUUGGAUAGUUGGGAGCAGUGGGUGAGUGUGUUGAUAUAUUUGCUUGUGGCGAUUUUUGCUGUGGUGUGGAUGAAGGGGAGGUGAGAGUAAUAGGUAUAGGUACUUUUACUCUUCUUUUGCUUCUACUUCUAGCAGUGAGGUAGGCAGCC
Molecule: messenger RNA, 1955 nt
Organism: Sphaerulina musiva SO2202
Lineage: Eukaryota; Fungi; Ascomycota; Dothideomycetes; Mycosphaerellales; Mycosphaerellaceae
Product: Phytoene dehydrogenase
Exons: 1
Coding region: 7-1890 (627 amino acids)
Biological process (GO): carotenoid biosynthetic process
Molecular function (GO): oxidoreductase activity
Source: RefSeq, a predicted model, not a curated record